Molecule: messenger RNA, 3428 nt
Organism: Eptesicus fuscus (big brown bat)
Lineage: Eukaryota; Metazoa; Chordata; Mammalia; Chiroptera; Vespertilionidae
Gene: SCARF2
Product: scavenger receptor class F member 2
Exons: 11
Coding region: 33-2639 (868 amino acids)
Molecular function (GO): scavenger receptor activity
Source: RefSeq, a predicted model, not a curated record
UCCGCGCCCGCCCCGCGCCUGCCCCGCGCCGCAUGGAGGGCGCAGGGUCCCGGGGGGCCGGGCCGGCGCGGCGCCGGGGAGCCGGGGGGCCGCUGCCGCCGCCGCCACCGCCGCCGCCGCUGCUGCUGCUGCUGCUGCUGCUCUGGCUGCUGCCCGGCCCCGCGGCGCCCGAGGAGCUGAACCCGCGCGGCCGCAACGUGUGCCGUGCGUCCGGCUCCCAGGAGCCCACGUGCUGUGCCGGCUGGAAGCAGCAGGGGGACGAGUGUGGGAUCGCGGUGUGCGAAGGCAACUCCACGUGUUCAGAGAACGAGGUGUGCGUGCGACCUGGCGAGUGCCGCUGCCGCCAUGGCUACUUCGGUGCCAACUGCGACACCAAGUGCCCGCGCCAGUUCUGGGGACCCGACUGCAAGGAGCUGUGUAUCUGCCACCCGCAUGGGCAGUGCGAGGAUGUGACCGGCCAGUGUACGUGUCACGCGCGGCGCUGGGGAGCACGCUGUGAGCACGCGUGCCAGUGCCAGCACGGCGCGUGCCACCCGCGGAGCGGCGCGUGUCGCUGCGAGCCUGGCUGGUGGGGCGCGCAGUGCUCCAGCGCGUGCUACUGCAGUGCCACGUCGCGCUGCGACCCGCAGACGGGCGCGUGCCUGUGCCACGCCGGCUGGUGGGGCCGCAGCUGCAACAACCAGUGCGCCUGCAACACGUCCCCGUGCGAGCAGCAGAGCGGCCGCUGCCAGUGCCGGGAGCGCACGUUCGGCGCGCGCUGCGAACGCUACUGUCAGUGCUUCCGCGGCCGCUGCCACCCGGUGGACGGCACGUGCGCCUGCGAGCCGGGCUUCCGCGGCAAGUACUGCCGGGAGACGUGCCCCGCCGGCUCCUACGGCCUGGGCUGUCGCCGCAGAUGCGGUCAGUGCAAGGACCAGCAGCCAUGCACGGUGACGGACGGCCGCUGUGUGACCUGCGAGCCCGGCUGGAACGGCACCAAAUGCGACCAGCCUUGCGCCAUUGGCUUCUACGGCGAGGGCUGCAGCCACCGCUGCCCGCCGUGUCGCGACGGGCACGCCUGCAACCACGUCACCGGCAAGUGCACGCGCUGCAAUGCGGGCUGGAUCGGCGACCGGUGCGAGACCAAGUGCAGCAAUGGCACUUACGGCGAGGACUGCGCAUUCGUGUGCGUCGACUGCGGCAACGGCCACUGCGACUUCCAGUCCGGGCGAUGCCUGUGUAGCCCCGGUGUCCACGGGCCCCACUGUAACCUGACGUGCCCGCCCGGCCUCCACGGUGUGGAUUGCGCCCAGGCCUGCAGCUGCCAUGAGGACUCGUGCGACCCAGUCACUGGUGCCUGCCGCCUGGAGACCAACCAGCGCAAGGGUGUGAUGGGCGCGGGCGCGCUGCUCGCCCUGCUCCUGGGUCUGCUGCUCUCGCUACUCGGCUGUUGCUGCGCCUGCCGUGGCAAGGACCCCGCGCACAGGGAGCUCUCACUUGGGAGGAAGAAGCCGCCACAACGACUCUGCGGACGCUUCAGCCGCAUCAGCAUGAAGCUGCCCCGGAUCCCGCUCCGCAGGCAGAAGCUACCCAAGGUCGUAGUGGCCCAUCACGACCUGGAUAACACACUCAACUGCAGCUUCCUGGAGCCACCAUCCGGGCUGGAGCAGCCCUCACCCUCCUGGUCUUCCCGGGCCUCAUUCUCCUCCUUCGACACCACUGACGAAGGCCCUGUGUACUGCGUGCCCCACGAGGAGGCGGCAACCGAGAGCCGAGACCGGGAAGUCCCCACCGCCCCAGCGGAGGCGCAGGCGCCGGCCCCCGCGCCCGUGACCACCCCGGCGCCAUCGGAGGAGGCGCCCCUCCCCGCAUCCUCCGACAGCGAGCGGUCUGCGUCGAGCGUGGAGGGGCCUGGCGGGGCGCUGUACGCGUGCGUGGCCCGGCGCGAGGCCCGGCCGGCCCGGGCUCGGGGCGAGGCUGGGGGCCUGUCGCUUUCACCAUCGCCGGAGCGCAGGAAACCGCCGCCACCCGACCCCGCCACCAAGCCCAAGGUGUCUUGGAUUCACGGCAAGCAAGGCGCUGCCGGCGCUGCCCGUGCGCCUUCACCACCAUCCCUGGGCCUCGAGGUGGCGCCCAGCCCCAGCAAGAGGAAACGGACACCCAGUGACACCUCGGCGCGGCCCGAAGAGCCCGGCAGCUCCCGGACCCAGGACCCGACGCCACGGCCCCCGGGGCUGGCCGAAGAAGAGCCAGCCCUUGCCGCGCCCUCCCCGCCCCGGGCUCGGGCGCGGGGCCGCGGCCCUGGCCUCGCGGAGCCCACGGACGCUGGUGGUCCCCCGCGCAGCGCGCCCGAGGCCGCUUCCAUGCUGGCCGCGGAGCUGCGCGACAAGACUCGCAGCCUGGGCCGCGCCGAGGGGACCCCGGGCGCCCACAGCCCCCGGGAGAAGCCGGCGCCACCGCAGAAGGCCAAGCGCUCGGUGCUGCCGGCCUCGCCGGCCCUCACGCCCCCCGCGCCCGAGGCCCCAGGUCCCGAGAAGGCGGCGGCUGGCGCACCUCUGCCCGACACCCCCCGGAAGAAGACCCCCAUCCAGAAGCCACCGCGCAAGAAGAGCCGGGAAGCGGCGGGCGAGCUGGGCAGGGCGGGUGCGCCCACCCUGUAGCGGGCGGCCGCGCCCGCAGCUUCACCCGGCUUCGCAGCGCUGCUUGCCGCCCCGCCCCGUGCUCCGCGCCCGCUUGGCGUCUCCCGCGGCGGCCUGGGCGCAGCGGCCUCGCGGGGAGGAGGGCGAAGUCAUGGGUCCGGAGGGAUCGUGGGUCUCAUUGGCUCAGGCCCCAGCGGCGGCUCCCAUUGGCCAAGGCCUGACUGGCGCUUCGCUGACGGCUCCCUUCGCAUUGGCCGAGUUUUGUAGGGCUCAGGCCCGCCGGGGUCUCAAAGGCCAGGACGGGAGGGUUCUGCCCGGAGACCGCCUCUCGCCGGCCUGGUGCGCACUUGGCUGGGCCUGCCUGCUCCUCGGCUGAGGCCAGAAGCUCUCUGCCCGGUCUGCCUCUCAUUGCCGGGGCCUGGCGCCUCUGGCUGGAGUCUCCCUUCCUUCCCCGCAGCCCCAGGCCCUUUCCCCUGGCGGGGCAUCGGGGUCUCCGGUUGACCUGAGCCUGGGGAGGAGGGCUGGCCUCUGCUCCUCAGGAGGCUCAGCACCCAGGGCUCAAUCCUUCCCACCCUCCCCUUUCCUGCGCCCGCUGCCCCAGCCUUCCCAGCCCUGGCCCCUCAGCCGUCAGCUGGUUUUGAUGGCCUCCCCACCACGCCACCCACUGGUGGGAAUCCCAGGGGCCCUCCAGUAGCCUGAGGAGACAUAUUUAUAGGCCCCCAGCAGGGCUGCUCCCGCCUCAUCCGGGUGCCCCAGGAUGGGCUCCUCCCGGCAGGGGCUUGGCCAAAGCUUUCUUAAUAAAGUGCCUUU